This is a messenger RNA of Umbelopsis ramanniana AG, 1333 nucleotides long. RefSeq lists its product as uncharacterized. The transcript has 3 exons. Gene Ontology annotation, molecular function: oxidoreductase activity, acting on the CH-OH group of donors, NAD or NADP as acceptor. Lineage: Eukaryota; Fungi; Mucoromycota; Umbelopsidomycetes; Umbelopsidales; Umbelopsidaceae. The record is from RefSeq and is a predicted model, not a curated record. The coding region runs from base 148 to 1197 and encodes 349 amino acids.
AUGAUCGGGGCGUUUACUGCUCUAUGACAUGAUGAGUCAGACUGCUAAAACCCAUAUAAGCUCUGUUGCCACCAACCGAAGCCUUUUCGUAUCAGUUCGGCUUUUCGUUUUUCUCUGUUAACUCUUUCUUUUUCUUCCAUAAGAAACAUGUCAUCGCUCAAACCGGGUUCCAGAGUCCUUGUUACAGGAGUAACUGGCUAUAUCGGAACGCAUGUGGCUGACCAGCUCUUGAAAGCUGGUUAUGUCGUUAUUGGCACUUCAAGAACAGCAUCAAAAGCUGAGACUGUCAAAAAAUACUUUGAUGCCACUUACGGUCCGGGCAAGUUUGAGAUUUAUGAAGCUGGAGAUCUUCAACAAGCAGGAGUUUUUGACGAUGCUGUCAAAGAUGUCGAGGCUAUUGCUCAUGUUGCGUCUCCCGUUAUAUUUUCUGCCAAGGACCCUUUUGCCGAUGUGAUUAAUCCUGCCGUUAAGGGUACACUGAGCCUGUUGAAUUCUGCACACAAGUACGGAAAGCAUGUCAAGCAUGUUGUCGUCACCUCAAGCGUUGCUAGCAUUAUGGACCCUAAUAAGCCCUCAGAUUAUGUUUACUCUGAGGCGGAUUGGAACGACGAAGCCAUCAAAACAAUUCAGCGCCAGGUAGAGCGCGGUGAUACAUUUGAGGGUCCCAUUGCAUAUCGCGCUAGCAAAAAUGAAGCAGAAAGAGCAAUUUGGAAGUUCAGAGAUGAAAAUCAACCUUCGUUCACUUUGGCAACCAUUUUACCUUCCUUUGUUUUUGGUGCUAUCUUGCCACCGCCAACUACUACCCAAGCAGUUGAUGCAACCAGUACACCAAAGGCUUUAAUCAACUAUUACACGGGAGAAUCACAGGAUCCAACCUUUAGCACCGGAAGUUCCUCAUUUGUCAAUGUAGUGGACGUGGCUGUGGCUCAUGUUUUGGCUCUACAAAAUGCACAGAAGACAAACGGACAAAGGUACAUAACAUCACAAGGUGCUUUUACGAACCAAGAAGUAGUGGAUAUACUUCGUCGGGAAUACCCAGAUCGGCAAAAUAUCAUUGCUAAAGGGGAACCUGGCAAGUACAAGCGACCUACUGUGACUGUCGACGGCAGCAAAGUCACCCGUGAACUUGGCCUUCAAUAUACUGAUUUUGAAACAGUAGUGUUGCAAACCAUUGAGUGUGUAAAGCAUUUGUAUUGAGCGAUAUAUCGGUAAAAUAAACGAGCUCAUUAUAAAUCUGGAAAUCGAUGGAAUGUUUUCGCCAUCGUGACUGGCUGUUUCGAAUGCACAAUUUGACCCAAAAAGGCCAAUUAUUUUUGCAGCUUUUUGUCCCGAC